Molecule: messenger RNA, 1603 nt
Organism: Lagopus muta (rock ptarmigan)
Lineage: Eukaryota; Metazoa; Chordata; Aves; Galliformes; Phasianidae
Gene: RBMX
Product: RNA binding motif protein X-linked
Exons: 9
Coding region: 142-1299 (385 amino acids)
Biological process (GO): positive regulation of mRNA splicing, via spliceosome
Cellular component (GO): spliceosomal complex
Molecular function (GO): RNA binding
Source: RefSeq, a predicted model, not a curated record
CCCCCUGCUGGGCUCGGCGCCGCGUGCAUCCGGGGCCCCGGCCGGCGGUGACGUCAGCGCUAUAAAGGGCCGCAGCUCCUUUGUUCGCUCCCAUUGCGCAGUUGGGGCAGGGUGGGAGUGGAGGUCUCUUGUAUCAUCAAAAUGGUUGAAGCAGAUCGUCCUGGGAAGCUGUUCAUCGGUGGCCUGAACACAGAGACAAAUGAGAAAGCCCUUGAGGCUGUAUUUGGCAAAUAUGGACGCAUUGUGGAAGUCCUCCUGAUGAAAGAUCGUGAAACCAACAAGUCAAGAGGGUUUGCUUUUGUAACGUUUGAGAGUCCAGCAGAUGCUAAAGAUGCUGCCAGAGACAUGAAUGGAAAGUCAUUAGAUGGGAAAGCAAUUAAAGUGGAACAAGCAACCAAGCCAUCCUUUGAAAGUGGUGGUAGGCGUGGGCCACCACCCCCUCCACGAAGCAGAGGUCCUCCCAGGGGCCUUAGAGGUGGAAGAGGCGGAAGUGGCGCGAGAGGACCACCUUCAAGAGGGAGUCACUUGGGGUCUUCUCGAGGGCCACUUCCCAUGAAGAGAGGUCCACCUCCACGAAGUGGAGGCCCUCCACCUAAAAGAUCUGCACCUUCGGGACCAGUGCGUAGCAGCAGCAUGGGAGGAAGAGCUCCUGUGUCACGUGGAAGAGACAGUUAUGGUGGUCCUCCACGCAGAGAACCGAUGCCAUCACGAAGAGAUGUCUACAUGUCUCCAAGAGAUGAUGGCUAUAGCACUAAAGAUGGUUACUCGAGCAGAGAUUACCCCAGUUCCAGGGACACACGGGACUACGCGCCACCUCCCCGCGACUAUGCGUAUCGCGACUAUGGUCAUUCCAGUUCACGUGAUGAAUACCCCUCCAGGGGCUAUAGCCUUUCCUCUUACAGCGAUCGUGACGGAUAUGGUGGUGGACGUGACAGAGACUACUCAGAUCAUCCAAGUGGAGGUUCCUACAGAGAUUCGUAUGAGAGUUAUGGUAACUCACGUAGUGCUCCACCUGCACGAGGGCCCCCGCCAUCUUAUGGUGGAAGCAGUCGAUAUGAUGAUUACGGCAGCACACGUGAUGGAUAUGGAAGCCGAGAAAGUUACUCAAGCAGCAGAAGUGAUGUCUACUCAAGUGGCCGUGAUCGUGUUGGAAGACAAGACAGGGGUCUUCCCCCAUCCAUGGAAAGGGGCUAUCCACCUCCUCGUGAUUCAUACAGUAGUUCAAGCCGCGGAGCACCCAGAGGUGGUGGCCGUGGCGGAAGCAGAUCUGACAGAGGUGGAGGCAGAAGCAGAUACUAAAAACACUCUUAACUUUUUUUGGACCAAGACAUUACUUCUCAAACAAAUUAAAAAAAAAAGUGGAAGUUCUAUCUUUACUACCAGAGGACUACUAAAAGGAAAAGUUGUUUUUACCUUUUUUUAUUGUUGCCUGUUAAGUUUUCCCCUCCAUGACUUUUAUGCUUUUGUGAAGAAAAGUUAAACCAGUGUUUAAUUUCAUUUCAAAAUUGUUAACAUUUCUUUCGAAAGGCAGAUGUUAAAUGUAUAAAAUUUGAGCUGUGUACUAGUGUUGUAAUUUCCAAAGUAAAGUUUCCCUGAAAUGCCA